Myzus persicae (green peach aphid) is the source of this 1125-nucleotide messenger RNA. RefSeq lists its product as uncharacterized. Gene Ontology annotation, cellular component: cytoplasm. Gene Ontology annotation, biological process: cell surface receptor protein tyrosine kinase signaling pathway. The transcript is spliced from 3 exons. The record is from RefSeq and is a predicted model, not a curated record. Lineage: Eukaryota; Metazoa; Arthropoda; Insecta; Hemiptera; Aphididae. Bases 244 to 1068 code for a protein of 274 amino acids.
GCUGCUGCUGUUGUACUAUUUCACUAUCGAGCGAUCCCGCGCUCCGUUCGGUAUUUCAGUGCGAGUCAUCUACACGGCCCUAUUUUCAAUAACGUUUAAUUCGGUUUUUUAGUUACUAAUCGUCCAUCCGUCCGUCUCAAACCAUCCAUCGAUACUCGCACGUUAUAUCGUAGACAUACACACCGUAUUCACAUAUUUUAUAUUUUAUUAUAUAUCAGGUAUUAUAAACCUAGGUACAUAAAAAUGGGUUGUGUAUCCAGCAAGAGGAAAGCUGGUUCAACCGAAUCUACUUCGACUAUGUUCAAAGUUACUAACAUCGAUUACAGCGGUAACGAAAUAAAUCAUGGUCAGAUUGAAAUCACUGAUAGCGAUUUGGUAAUGCAUUAUGCAAGUGAAAAAUCAACUAUUUCAUGUCCACUGAGCACAAUCCGACGUUAUGGUUAUGAAGAUUUUAUGUUCUGCUUCGAGGCUGGCCGUUUGUCUCCCUACGGUCAAGGAAUAUUUGCAUUUAGAAGCAAAGAUGCUGAUAAAAUUUUCAAUACUAUCAAACGACAUAUACAGAUUUCAAAUGACACAAAUAUGGCUGAAGAUAUGUCUUCUGAAGUGCAUUUUUAUUCUGGUCUAUCACGUCCAAAAACAAAUCAUCAUGAAGAAGAUGUUUAUGAUGAGGUCAGAUUUAAUGGACUAAGAAAUAGCAGUGAGUCAAAUGUUGAAUCUCCAUACCUCGAGCUAAAUCCUGACAAUUCAUACUACGCUAUUUAUGAAAAUAUGCUGAAUGCCAAUCACAAUCAUAAUGGUGCGUUGGUAGAUAAUGCUCAUAAUGGUAAUUCUUAUGCGUCUCCUACAGAAGUAGUUACUUAUACUGAAGUUGAAAUUGCUGUUUGUAAACCUAAAAACAAUAAAAAUAAGAAUGAGUUGCCACCAAUUCCCCCUAAAAAAGAAACUUCCGAAUAUACAGUUAUAGAUUUUGUACGAACAAGUCACUUCAAUAAUGGAAAUUUGUUCAAAUGUACUUCUAAUUCAGGCACCAGAAGAACUAGACAUGAUUAUGGAGUGAGUACUCCUUAAUAUUAUCAGACACUAUUACAUUUGUUUACCUACAUUAAGUGUUUAAUAUCUUAAUCA